Molecule: messenger RNA, 1406 nt
Organism: Penaeus indicus
Lineage: Eukaryota; Metazoa; Arthropoda; Malacostraca; Decapoda; Penaeidae
Exons: 4
Coding region: 50-1339 (429 amino acids)
Source: RefSeq, a predicted model, not a curated record
GGCGUUCCGUUCCAGCUCACACUCCAACGUUGUUUGCUGUCCCUUCAACAUGGCUGGACACUGGGGCGAGAUAAUGGCGUUGGUGUUUUUGCUCUGCUGCUCCGUGACAGACGCCUAUCCCGGGCCUUCCCCCCUGCCAGGACCUUGGCCCAAUCCCUUCCCUUUGCCAGAUCCAGUAGCCUUCCCUAAUCCUCUCCCUGGGCCCUUACCCCUUCCUAAUCCUUACCCUGGAUCCUUACCCAAUCCAACCCCCUUGCCAGGCCCAGUAGCUUUCCCUAAUUCUCAUCCUGGAGCCUUACCCCUGCCAGGCCCCCUGCCAGGUCCAGUAGCUUUCCCUAAUCUUCAUCCUGGGCCUUUUCCCUUGUCAAACCCCCUGCCAGGCCCAGAACCUUACCCUGGCCCCGUUCCAAUUCCUGACUUUCGUCCUUAUACCCCAGAUCAAUUCCAAAACUCUGGUCCUUACUUCCCUGAUACCAAAUCUUACGUCCCUGACCCUGAUAACCGACCUUACUUCCCUGACUCGUUCCCUGAUACCAUACCUUAUUCUCCGAACCCUGACACCCGUGCUUACCCUCAGGAUGAUCUUGAUUCCCGACCUUACCCUCAGAAUGACUUAAACUCCCUACCUUACCCUCAGAAUGACCUUCAUAUGCGACCUUACCCUCAGAAUGACUUAAACUCCCUACCUUACCCUCAGAAUGACCUUCAUAUGCGACCUUACCCUCAGAAUGACUUAAACUCCCUACCUUACCCUCAGAAUGACCUUCAUAUGCGACCUUACCCUCAGAAUGACUUAAAAUUCGGAGCUUAUCCUCAGAAUGUCCUUGACCCUCUGCCCUAUGAGGACCCCACCCCCCCUCCCUCCCCCCUGAACGACCUGACCAACCUACACCCGAAAUUCAGGUCCUUCUCGCCCUCCAAUACCGCCAAGGAACUCCAACACUCAAGUUAUUCAUUCGCUCCCGAGGUCCUCCUUCACUCGAACCACCUUCCCGCCUCGUCCCCACUCGAUUUUGGGCCCCGAAAUGGUCGCCCGUUCGAGGGCGAGGUAUUCCCUAUAGACAACGAAGGAAAAGGAGGUGAUCUGCAGCCUCGUCCUAACCGGGUCUUCAGUCAAAAUGCUUAUAUUAAGCCUGUUCAGAAGCGGACAGAUUGGUACUUCCUCGGUCUGCCACCCACGGUUCCUCGACACACUCCCUUCUUGCAAUUCGUGUAUGACCUGCAAUCUCCUGCCGAGUUUGGAUACCCAGAAACGCGCUUUGCAGACGUCGAUGAGAUGUGGUACCAGCCUGAUGAAUUUAGCCCCAACACACUUCGGAAGCAGCGACUGGGUUGGUGAGAUGGAGCAAGGGGGGGGGGCAGACAAGCAGUGUUGUGAUGUAGUGAUGUAGUCUGUAUUAGUGAAG